Molecule: messenger RNA, 1545 nt
Organism: Ictalurus furcatus (blue catfish)
Lineage: Eukaryota; Metazoa; Chordata; Actinopteri; Siluriformes; Ictaluridae
Product: calpain-8
Exons: 10
Coding region: 128-1156 (342 amino acids)
Biological process (GO): proteolysis
Cellular component (GO): cytoplasm
Molecular function (GO): calcium-dependent cysteine-type endopeptidase activity
Source: RefSeq, a predicted model, not a curated record
CCUCCCAUAUAAACACAGCUGCAGUCACUCGUAGAAAAACAUCACCUGGGAACUGAGAGCUGUGUGUCACAGAGAGCUGAGAGACGAGAGACAGCACUCAGGUAUACACACGCUCAGAUUUCUCCACAUGGCUCCUCAGAAGAAUAAACGACGCAAGUUGAACGCGGCCGGUUCUCGCUACAACCCGCAGAACUUUCAGGCUCAGGAUUUUCUCAAACUGCGUCAGAAAUGUCUGAUUAAUAAAGCGCUGUUUGUGGAUGAUAAGUUUCCUGCGGAUCGGCGCUCCAUCGGCUCGGGCCUGCUGCCAUUAAAAAAAGUGGAUAAAGUGGUGUGGAAGAGACCAUCGGAACUAGUGGAUGAUCCUUGUCUGAUUGUAGAUGGCGAGUCCAGGUUUGACUACACUCAAGGAGAUCUUGGAAAUUGCUGGUUUUUGUCUGCGAUUGGAGCGAUUACAUUCCAGAAGGACAUCAUGGAUCAAGUCGUUCCUGCUGAUCAGUCGUUUAAUAAGGAUUACGCAGGCAUUUUCCAUUUCAGGUUCCACAGAAACGGCCAGUGGGUGGAUGUUGUAAUAGACGACCAGUUACCCACUCUCAACGGACACCUGAUCUUUGUUAACUGCAAAACCAGUAAUGAGUUCUGGCCUGCGCUGCUGGAGAAAGCCUACGCCAAAGUGUGUGGCUCGUAUGCAGCAUUGAAUGGUGGGUUUAUAUCUGAUGGUCUGCACGAUUUCACCGGCGGAGCGUACAAAACAUUCAACCUGAGCAAAGCUUCUGAUAAUCUCUGGGAUUUAAUGGAACAGGCAGUGAAGCGCAGAGCUGUAAUGGGGUGUGGUACUCCUCCAGGGCCCACUCCCGCUAACACAGUGCUUCCCAACGGCAUCGUGCAGGGACACGCCUACACCGUUACUGGCGUUACCAAGGUUAAGAGUCAGGGUAAGGUGGUGAAACUGGUGAGACUGCUGAACCCGUGGGGAAAAGGAGAGUGGAAGGGAAACUGGAGUGACAACUCACCUCUGUGGAAUGAGGUGAGCAGUCAGGACCGUGAAACAUGGCUGGAGGAUAAAAACAAUGGGGAGUUUUGGAUGUCGAUGGAGGAUUUCUGCAGGAGUUAUGAUGAGCUGGAUAUCUGCACUAUUGGUGUUGACUUUCUCAUUUAACCCACUUUAUUCAGUCUAUAUUUCAGUGAAGCUUAUAACUAUGUAUAUUCUGAUAUUUUUAUUACUGACCACAGAAUAGAUUGCUGUACUGCAUUUCACUUCUGUACUUAAGUUCACUUUUCAUUUUCACCUAAUAAUUCUGCCUUUCAUUUACUACACUGAAAAAUUCUGCAUGAUAAACAGAUCAGUUAGUCUAUGAUCUACAUGAUAAUUUAAAGUCAUGCAGUAAGGCUAGAUGUGCACCGUACAGUGUGUGAGUUUCUCCCUCUGUUCCCUUCUCCAGUGCCUUGCUGUGAUUUAGGGGCGUGUGUGUUUACAACACAGGAUAUGAAUGAACCUGUCAAUUAUGAAAUUGUGGAUUUUUAAUAAAUUACCUUCUUAUUCAAGUA